Molecule: messenger RNA, 1855 nt
Organism: Juglans microcarpa x Juglans regia
Lineage: Eukaryota; Viridiplantae; Streptophyta; Magnoliopsida; Fagales; Juglandaceae
Product: cytosolic enolase 3
Exons: 13
Coding region: 209-1636 (475 amino acids)
Biological process (GO): glycolytic process
Cellular component (GO): phosphopyruvate hydratase complex
Molecular function (GO): phosphopyruvate hydratase activity; magnesium ion binding
Source: RefSeq, a predicted model, not a curated record
UACUUACGCGGAGGCACUCCCAGUAGCACGGCAGAGCAGUAAAGAGGGUAGAAGGAGCGAAUAUUAGGGAAUAAGGCAGGAGUCUCUUCGACGUUUCGAAUCCAAAAAUCCUCAAGGUUUUCAGAACGCUCCAAUCUCUGCGUUGCCUUCAUUAUAACAUUCAAAGAACACAAAGGAGAGCGAGAGAGUUGGAGAGGAAAAAUAAGAAAUGUCGGUACAACAAUACCUUGAAAAGCAUAUGCUGUCUCGGAAAAUCGAAGACGCUGUCAAUGCCGCUGUUAGGGCCAAGUCCCCCGAUCCCGUCCUCUUCAUCUCCAAUCAUUUGAGAAAAGCGGUUCCAUCCGUGAUCACGAAGAUCAAAGCGAGGCAGAUACUCGAUAGCAGAGGAAUUCCAACGGUUGAAGUGGAUUUGUACACAAACAAAGGGAUGUUCCGAGCCUCGGCCCCUAGCGGCUAUACUACCGGAAUGUAUGAGGCUGUUGAAAUACGGGAUGGGGACAAGGGAACAUAUCUUGGAAACAGUGUGACUAGAGCUGUUAAAAACAUCAACGAGAAGAUAUCCAAAGCAUUGAUUGGUAUGGAUCCAACACUUCAAUCUCAAAUUGAUCACGCCAUGAUAGACCUGGACAAAACGGAAAAGAAGAGUGAACUUGGAGCGAAUGCUAUUUUAGCUGUCUCAAUUGCUGCAUGCAAAGCUGGGGCUGCUGAAAAAGAGGUUCCCCUGUGCAAAUACAUUGCUGAUCUUUCUGGCGAAACCAACAUGACUCUUCCUGUCCCUGCCUUCACACUUAUAAGCGGCGGAAAACAUGCUGGGAAUCAUCUGUCCAUUCAGGAAAUCAUGAUUCUUCCAAUCGGAGCAAGCAGAUUUGAGGAGGCACUGCAAAUGGGCUCUGAAACCUAUCAUCACUUGAAGGCUGUUAUUACCGAAAAAUAUGGUGCACAUGGAUGUAAUGUUGGUGAAGAUGGUGGCUUUGCUCCAAACAUCUUGAGCUUUAGAGAAGGCCUAGAUCUUGUAAAAGAAGCUAUCGGCAGAACGGGGUAUGAUGAGAGAAUAAAAAUUGCACUUGAUGUUGCUGCUACUGACUUUUGCAUAGGCACAAAGUAUGAUCUGCACAGCAAAGUUCCAAAUAAGUCAGGGCAGAAUUUCAAGUCAGGAGAGGAUAUGAUUGAGUUGUACAAAGAACUAUGUGUUGAGUACCCGAUUGUAUCAAUUGAAGAUCCAUUUGACAAGGAGGACUGGGAACACGUCAAGCAAUUUUCCAGUCUUGGAAUUUGUCAGGUGGUAGGGGAUGAUUUGUUAAUGUCAAAUCCACAACGUAUUCAAAGAGCAAUACAAGAAUCGACUUGCAAUGCUCUUCUUCUCAAGGUAAAUCAGAUUGGGACCGUGACAGAGGCCAUUGAAGUGGUGAAGAUGGCAAAGGUUGCUAAUUGGGGAGUGAUGACUUCUCAUAGAUCUGGGGAAACUGAAGAUUCUUUCAUUGCUGAUUUAUCUGUUGGACUUGCCACUGGCCAGAUCAAGGCAGGUGCUCCUUGCAGAGGAGAGCGGCUGGCAAAGUACAACCAGUUGCUUCGAAUUGAGGAAGAGCUUGGGGAGCAAGCAGUUUAUGCUGGUCAAGAUUGGAGGGCGUCAUCCUGAACAGUCCCCUCAGGUUUUACCCUAGACCGCGCCCCGCGGCAUGUUUUAUUGGGGGUGGGGGCUUCUUGUAUUUAAAAGAGUUUGUAUGUCCCAUCAAUUCAAGUAGAUUGGGUAUUCUGUUGCAACGGGUGUUCUGUUUUGCUUGUGAGUUGUGACUAUUUUCCUUUUAAAUUGAGUUCUUUCAACAACUUAAAAAACUAGUACAUUAAUUUUGGCUUC